This is a messenger RNA of Fimicolochytrium jonesii, 1095 nucleotides long. RefSeq lists its product as uncharacterized. The coding region runs from base 1 to 1095 and encodes 364 amino acids. Lineage: Eukaryota; Fungi; Chytridiomycota; Chytridiomycetes; Spizellomycetales; Powellomycetaceae. Gene Ontology annotation, cellular component: nucleus. The transcript is spliced from 5 exons. Gene Ontology annotation, biological process: poly(A)+ mRNA export from nucleus. The record is from RefSeq and is a predicted model, not a curated record.
AUGGCAGCACAACCGACCUACGAGGACCUCUUCGGCGGGUCCGACAGUGAGCUCGACGAUAUCGCUUUUUCGGGCGACGAGCGCGCACCCCCACCCGCCGGCCCCGACGACGAAGACGACGACGACUACGAGCCCGUGCAACUCCCGUCCUUCAAAAAGCUCAAACCCUCCGAAGAUGUCGAGAUCCCAGAGGAAUUGAAACGGCGGCCAAAGAAAAAGGCAAAAGCGGUGCGGGCCCGCCGACGAAGCGAUGCCGGGGAUGAGCGGGGGCGUAGCAGAGGGGACGGUGAGGAAGACUCGGCCCCACCUGAACGGGAACUCAGCCCCGAGUCCAAGAUCCGGCAGCAGGUGGAAGAGGAUUUCGAGCGCAUGUCGAAGAAGAACAAGAAGAAGAAGGUGGUGCAGGAUGAGGCUGACACGGACGAGAUCCUCAGUCGGUUGCUGGAGGAGAUGAAGGCGGCUGCGAUGGAGGAUAAGGAGGCGAAUAGGAGACGGCAGCCUGCGCUGGCUAAGCUGGGGAAGCUGCCUGGGGCGCUCAUGUACCUGCAGAGGGACCAGCUGCAGGAUCAGAUCUUGGAUAACCACCUUCUUGAGGGGGUACGACUAUGGCUUGAGCCACUGCCUGAUGCGUCACUGCCAGCUUUGGACAUCCAGCGAGCCAUGUUCGACGUACUGCGAAAUAUGGACAUCGCUACCAUACAUUUACGUGAGAGCCAUGUUGGCCGCAUCGUCAACUUCUAUUCCAAAUGCGGGAAAGCAACACCAGACAUCCAGAAAAUCGCAUCCCAGCUCAUCGACAAAUGGAUGCGACCCAUCUUGGGACGGAGCGCAAGUUACCGUGACCACAAAGUAGUAUCCGACCCCACAUCCGGACCACGGAUAAAACGAGUCUCGAGAUCGGAGCUGGAGGUCCCGGUAGAAAGCGAGAAGACGGCGUUCAAGAGGACGAGGAUACCGCAGAAGGUUUCCACGGCUUUUACGGUCAUUCCGAAAUCGGACGUUCAAAUGACGGGGGAUGCACGGGUUAAGAGCGAGAAGUACAAGCGAUUGGAAUCCAAAAUGAAGCUGAUGAAGACGGGGGGCAGGGGCCGAUAG